AACAAUUUGGAAAUUCAUUUUCUUGGUUUUCGUGUUUUCUUGCGGUAUUUGACAGCGAUUUCACCUUGGUUUCCGCGAAACGGGCACACCGCCGCAGCAAAUCGCCAAUUCGCGGGCAUAACAGAUUUUGAAAAACUGCGUAAAAUUGAAACAAAUAUUGAGCAGCAGCACUGCUUAGUGUUCAUGAUGGCUGAAAACAGCGACAAUUUGUCCCCCAAACGUGUAAGCAGCGCACCGAACGGAAAAGAGCAGACACAGCCGCCAGCCAAAAAGCAGGCCACAGUGUCGAGUAUUGCCGGUGGACUUCUAGACAAUUUGGUGAGCGGCUUGCCGCCCACCUCGUCCCCGGGUCAGAGUAACAACCCAAUUGCCAAGCCCAAGAUAAGGGCCAGAAGAAUCUCGGAAAUCAACCAGAUGGGGGAUACGAUGAUGAACACUGGCGCAAGGGUCGAGGACAACUUCUUCGGCGGUCAGGGCUACACUUUGACCAGCUCGAAGGGUGCCACAGCUGCCGCAGACUCUGCCCACGAUGCCGAUUUUGUGCGCAACAUUCGCCAGAAGCGUUUCGGGAAUGUGCCAGCGGCAGCCAAGGAGGAGCCCGAGCAGAGCACUCGUAAGCGUUCCCAUGUCACUGAUGAAGGCAGCCCCAUGAUAGCCGGGGAACCCUACGAUGAAGAAGUAAUUUCGCUUUUAAGCAGCGACGAGGAUGAUGUUAUUAUCAUUGAAGAUGACUCCGAUGAUAAGCAGCAGGAGGCUGCACCUGUCAGCAAGCGCUAACGCUAGGCUAAAACUAAUUGUUAUCCUAUUGUUAUAAAGCAUGUAUAAUUAAUCAUUAAUCAACCACAACAUCACCCA
Molecule: messenger RNA, 855 nt
Organism: Drosophila subobscura
Lineage: Eukaryota; Metazoa; Arthropoda; Insecta; Diptera; Drosophilidae
Exons: 2
Coding region: 184-777 (197 amino acids)
Source: RefSeq, a predicted model, not a curated record